GGAGCUGGGAAGAGAGUCAAGAUGGCGGCGAAAUCCGAUGGCGGUGGCGUGGGGGUGGGCUUCGCCCAGCUGCACAACCUGGACGAGGCGGUGGGCAGCGGCGGCGAGGAGGACGGGGAGCCCGGGGGAGGCGGCUGCGGCGGCGGCGGCGGCGACAGCGAGCCCGGCGAGAGCAGCUCGCUGCACAUCUGCCACUGCUGCAACACCUCCUCGUGCUACUGGGGCUGCCGCUCCGCCUGCCUGCGCUCCCUCCUGGGCAAGAAGCCGCGCCGCAGCGCCGCCGCCGCCGCCGACGGGGGGGACCAGCCGCUGCAGCCGCCCGGGGCCGCCGGCCGCCACCCCCCGACGCCCUCGGCCGCGCGGCCGCCGCAGCCGCCGCAGGUGGAGCGGCCGUGGCUCGACUGCCUGUGGAUCGUGCUGGCGCUGCUGGUCUUCUUCGGGGACGUGGGCACCGACCUGUGGCUGGCCCUCGACUACUACCGCAAGGGGGACUACGGCUUCUUCGGGCUGACCCUCUUCUUCGUGCUGGUGCCGUCGCUGCUGGUGCAGAGCCUGAGCUUCCGCUGGUUCGUGCAGGACUACACGGGCGGCGGGCUGGGCGCCGUGGAGGGGCUCAGCAGCCGGGGGCCCCCCAUGAUGGGUGCCGGCUACGGGCACGGCGCGGCCCGCGGAGCCCCGGGCGCCGGGGGCUCGGCCACGCCGGGGGCGCAGCGCCUGUGUCGCCUCUCCGUGUGGAUCUGGCAGUCGGUCAUCCACCUGCUGCAGAUGGGGCAGGUGUGGAGGUAUAUCCGCACUAUGUACCUGGGGAUUCAGAGCCGGCGGCAGAAGGAACACCAGCGACGCUUCUACUGGGCUAUGAUGUACGAAUAUGCAGACGUCAACAUGCUGCGCCUCCUUGAAACAUUCCUGGAGAGCGCUCCCCAACUGGUGCUACAGCUCUGCAUAAUGAUCCAGAAGAACAGUGCCGAGACGCUGCCCUGUGUCUCCUCUGUGACUUCCCUGAUGUCCCUGGCUUGGGUGCUAGCCUCCUAUCACAAGCUGCUGCGGGACUCCAGGGACGACAAGAAGAGCAUGAGCUACCGAGGCGCCCUCAUCCACCUCUUCUGGCGCCUCUUCACCAUCUCAUCCCGAGUUAUCUCUUUUGCCCUCUUUGCUUCCAUCUUCCAGCUCUACUUCGGGAUCUUCGUGGUGGUCCACUGGUGCGCCAUGGCCUUCUGGAUCAUCCAUGGCGGAACAGACUUCUGCAUGUCCAAGUGGGAGGAGAUCCUCUUCAACAUGGUGGUAGGGAUUGUGUACAUUUUCUGCUGGUUUAACGUCAAGGAAGGGCGGACUCGAUAUCGAAUGUUUGCAUAUUAUACGAUAGUCUUGACGGAGAAUGCUGCCUUGACGUUCCUUUGGUAUUUUUACAGAAACCCGGAGACCACUGACUCCUAUGCGGUGCCAGCACUGUGUUGUGUCUUCAUUAGCUUUGUGGCUGGGAUUGUACUGAUGCUCUUAUAUUACGGUGUGCUACAUCCCAUGGGGCCGCGAGCUAAGAUCUUUGCCAGCUCCUGUUGUGCCGAGCUGCUCUGGGGCAUCCCUUUGCCCCCCGAUGUUGAGCCCAUGGCACCUCAGACCCCUGGGUACCGGGGGACCCAGGUCACGCCCACCAGAGCCGUAACGGAACAACAGGAAGAUGUCACGGCUGAUACUUGCUUGCCCGUGUUCCAAGUGAGACCCAUGGGGCCCUUGACCCCGUCGGGGCGUCCUUAUCAUCCUGAAGGGCCCCUCAUUAAGAUUGACAUGCCAAGAAAGCGAUACCCAGCAUGGGAUGCUCACUUUGUAGACAGGAGGUUGAGAAGGACUAUUAACAUCCUACAGUAUGUCACUCCCACUGCAGUAGGCAUUCGAUAUCGAGAUGGACCGCUCCUCUAUGAGUUGCUACAGUAUGAGUCUUCCCUCUGAAAGCAUCUUGACCCAAGUUGAGAAAGGGACCUUAAGUUUGGUUUGCGGUCAACACCGCUUGCAAGAAAUAUAACCCUCCCCCAGACCCCCCAGUACACAGAACCACCACCACCAACACCACCACCACCGCCGCCACUAAUGACAACAGACAACAACAAAAUUAAUAAGUCACCACCCCUUCAGAUAAGCUUUCUUUCCAGUCACUGUAUGUAUACAAAGAUACUCUCUAUGUUUUGUAAGUAAAAACUAAAAGAAAACCUUUCUUUUGUUUUCUACACAUAAGAAUCAGUAUUGAAAAAAAUCCCACACUCUGGUUCAUUGAGUGGAGAAGGAGGAGGUGUCUCCACUCCAAAAGAAAAACAGUUUUAUACCUUACACCAAGUGUAGAUCAUUUCUGGGAUUGGUGCUGAUUGAAAGAACAAAACAAAACAAAACAAAACAAACACAAACAAACAAACCUUCAACUGCCUUAUGCCCUUAGGUGCUGAGUUUCAUUAAGUACUGUCACGUUUUCUCAUGCAAAACUCCUGGUGACUUUCACACCAGGAGAGGGAAAAUUAAACAAUCAAAUGAGCUAAAUCUUAGAAACGCAAAACAACCAACCAAUACAACACGAAUCACUCAUUCUUCCUAUCUAAUUAUUUGUAUUGAAGACAACAAAUUUACCAAAAGCAAAGGCAUAAAAACCCCUCCUCUUUCAGUUUCUCUUACCCUGUCUCCUGCCCCUUCCUCUAGGCAGGAAAAGCCUUCUAGAAGCUGUAGGGCUGUUUGGAACUCAAAUGGCUGGAAAAGCCUCUUGAAGGCUGACUAUGUGCCAUUUUAGCAUUCACUUAGCGAGAAUCACAUUUGUUUUGCUAGUGAAAAGCAAAACCAGACCACACCAAAAGCUACCCCCAUAAUUGGGUAAGGAUAGGAAAUUCUUAAGCAAAUCAAAGAAGAUUUUCAUAUGUAAUCAAAAAGAUUCAGUAGUAAUAAAACUCAGCAUAGUAGCAAAAAGAAUGACAUCAAUUUAAAGGCACAAUACUGAAUAAUUAGUGACUGGCAACAGUGAUCUGUUUGAUCAUUUUAAGGCUGUGAAUGGGAUACAUUGAUCCAAUAUGAUAUUGUUUAGGGCCUCUGCUGUCUCCAUUUGGUGGGAAGCCUUAAAUUGAUCUGGAAAGAAUUCAUUUUUCAUUUGUGCUUUUUAAAACAACAACACAAAGAGGAAAACUAGAAUAUAUACAUAGAUCUAUAAAAAAUCAAAUUGUAAUAACUGACCCAUUUCAAAGACUGUUUGGUGCUUCUGUCUUUCACCAUUGUGGUUGGCUGAAAAAUCAUUCAGCUCACCUGGUGCAUCUGGGUUGAAUGGGGAAUUGUAUGUGUGUGUGUGUCUCUGUGUGUGUGUGUGUGUGGUGUGUGUGUUUGUGUUCAUGUGUGUGUCCAUAGCACACAUGUAUGUGUGUGUAUAUGCGUGUGUCUGCUGCAAGGUCUUGCCAGAAAUAUACAAAACCAAUCUGAGGCAGUUACUGGUUAUGGCUUGGAUGCAAUGCCAUGUGUGGGGCUGGGAGCUGGGGCUGGUGGGGGUGGAGUGGGAUGGAUGGGCUAGUGCCUGCCUGGAGUCCCUGUAGAGAGAGCAAGACAUACCAGCAGCCCAUUGUGGGUCUUAGAGUCUGUGUUGUCUAGCUGAGGAUUUGAUUCAACUGUUUAUUUUCUCAUUGUUCCAUGUUAAAUUUCUGGAGGUGUUGCAAGUAUCUUCAGUCUUUUAAAUUUUUUGAUUUUUCAAAAUAUUGCUCCUUUAAAGAAGAUUUUUAUCCAAGGGGCAUCAUUUCAAUUCCAUCGUAUAUCUACUUGGGCACAAAA
Ochotona curzoniae (black-lipped pika) is the source of this 3783-nucleotide messenger RNA. RefSeq names its product XK related 6 (gene XKR6). The transcript has 3 exons. Lineage: Eukaryota; Metazoa; Chordata; Mammalia; Lagomorpha; Ochotonidae. Gene Ontology annotation, cellular component: plasma membrane. Gene Ontology annotation, biological process: phosphatidylserine exposure on apoptotic cell surface; apoptotic process involved in development; engulfment of apoptotic cell. The coding region runs from base 22 to 1944 and encodes 640 amino acids. The record is from RefSeq and is a predicted model, not a curated record.